GUCAGACCCAAGCGUGAACAUCAGCCUGGAUUUCCUGUCUGCAGGCCUGAACCCUUCCAAACCCACACAGCCCACACUCAACACCAUGAUGCAGCAAGGUGUCCAGCCACCAUUGAACACGGUCGCCCAGAAUUUCGCCGGAAUGACACUGAAUGGCCAGCCCUUGGCGGCCGCUCCCAGACCGGGAGUGAACCCCAUGAUGGCCGGGGGGACCAUGGGCAUGGGAAUGCCUCCUACUAUGGCGACGGGCACCAUGGGAAUGGGCUCUGUGGGUAUCGGAGGAAUGCCUAUCAAUCAAGGACUCGUGGGCAUGAAUAUGAUGCCCGCUGGAAUAGGCCUGCAAGGUGCCCUGGGCACGCCCAGCAUGGGGAUUGGCCAGGGCAUGAACCCCGCCAUGGUGCAACCUAAACAAGAUGCCUUUGCAAACUUUGGCAACUUUGGGAAAUGAAGGGUGUAUCACUCCAAGAGGGUUAACAGUCCAAAUACACCUCAAUAGAAGGAGCCUGCAUCCAGUAAAAUGGACAAAACUGACAAAACUAGCCCGUGUCAUGACUCUUCAAUCAUUUGUCCUUAUUCGUUAACAGAUACAGAGAGACACACA
This is a messenger RNA of Sinocyclocheilus grahami, 601 nucleotides long. RefSeq names its product clathrin interactor 1-like. The record is from RefSeq and is a predicted model, not a curated record. Bases 86 to 448 code for a protein of 120 amino acids. The transcript has 2 exons. NCBI's taxonomy places the organism in Eukaryota, Metazoa, Chordata, Actinopteri, Cypriniformes, Cyprinidae.